AUGAAUGAAAGUGGAACAGUAGCAAAUGAUCAAAAUCAUUCUCAUCAAAAAUGUCAAUUACGUAAACGAUCGUAUGAAUCGGAACAAAAUUUCCGUUCAAAACGUUCAAAAUCAGACACAUUCGAAAUUCACGAACAGUCUGAUAGUUCAACAUCUGACACCGAUAAAGAAUCGAUAUGUCUUAGCAGUGAUACGGAUGAAUCAAUUAUAGAAAUAUCCGAUGAUGGCAGUGAUACGGAAGAUUUCGAAGAUAAUUCAAAUCUCGCAACAGAUCAAUCUCGAUACAAUCCGGUUAUUUUAAAUCAAAAGCAAUGUUUUAGUAGACACUCAAAAAAAUUAAUAAAACAAUUUAAAUAUAUUUAUGAACGUAGUAGGAAAAAAGCGAUUGAACCAACACAAUCGAUAGAUGAUAAUAUAAAUCAACUAAAAAAAUUACGUUGGGAAUUAAGAAAUACAUUUAAUCGCGAUGAUCUUUUUAAAGAAGGUUAUGCUGUUUUAUCGGAUGAAUCUUUUCCAUUUUAUUCACUUUGCUAUACGUGCGGUUCGAUGGGUACAGAUUUGAUCUAUUGCAAUAGCUGUUGUGAAGCCUAUCAUAGAGCUUGUUUGCAUGAAUCUGAAUGCCCUCGUUUAUGUCCUACACCUGAAUCAUGGUUAUGUCCUAAUUGCACUCUAUGUGAUAUAUGCGGCGUGGCGAAAGAUUCUCCAUUGAUAACUUGUUCUGAUUGUCAACGAACUUUUCAUAUGAAAUGUGUAAAACAAACGAAAGAUGAACAAUCAUAUCAUAAUAUUCGUAAUCAAAUAUGGUUUUGUCCGUCGUGCAUUAAAUGCGAUUGUGGACAAGCAUUGAUAUCGAAUGAAGAAAAUAUUUUAUCAUUGGCAAAAUCUGUUUCAUCUCAGCAAUCACUUAUGUGUGUCGAUUGUUUAAAUAAUAUGAAAAUAAUUCGAACAAAUAAAGCAAAUCGAAUUGAAAAAUGUAAUUUGUGUGAAAAAUUUAUUGAACAAUUUAUAACUAAACCUAAACCAUUAUUUUCUUUAACAUUAAUUGGCAAUCAAUCAAAACCGAAAGUCAACAAUUUGUUACAAUGUGUUAAAUGUAAACAUCGUUUUCAUCCGAAAUGUGAUGGAUAUUUAAAUGAAGAUGUUUUGGUAAUACCGUAUAUUAAAAACAUAUCGGCAAAUGUUAUUUGUUCAAAAUGUGACUAUGAUCAAAAAGAAAAUAUUCAAAAGACGCUCAUUAAUCAUAAAAUUCAAGGUGAUUAA
This is a messenger RNA of Rotaria socialis, 1260 nucleotides long. NCBI's taxonomy places the organism in Eukaryota, Metazoa, Rotifera, Eurotatoria, Philodinida, Philodinidae. The record is from the annotation of a GenBank genome assembly.